UUCACUGGCCAGUUGCCUGCUGACAAGGUCUUUACUGGGUGUAUUUGAAGAAGAUGCUACAGCUAUUUCCAACUAUAUGAACCAAUUGUAUCAAGCUAUGCAUCGGAUUUAUGAUGCACAGAAUGAAUUAAGUGCAGCAACACACCUGACUUCAAAACUUUUAAAAGAAUAUGAAAAACAGCGUUUUCCAUUGGGUGGUGAUGAUGAAGUGAUGAGUUCUACUUUGCAACAGUUUUCAAAAGUUAUAGAUGAGCUUAGCUCUUGUCAUGCGGUACUUUCAACGCAGCUUGCUGAUGCCAUGAUGUUCCCCAUUACCCAGUUUAAAGAAAGAGAUCUGAAAGAAAUAUUGACAUUAAAGGAAGUGUUUCAGAUUGCUAGUAAUGAUCAUGAUGCUGCAAUUCACAGAUAUAGCCGAUUAUCAAAAAAGAGAGAAAAUGACAAGGCAAAGUAUGAAGUAACAGAAGAUGUCUACACUUCCAGAAAGAAACAACACCAGACCAUGAUGCAUUAUUUUUGUUCAUUAAAUACUCUUCAAUACAAGAAGAAAAUAGCAUUGUUAGAACCUCUACUUGGGUACAUGCAAGCUCAGAUAAGUUUCUUUAAGAUGGGUUCUGAAAAUCUCAAUGAACAACUGGAAGAAUUCUUAACUAACAUUGGAACAAGUGUACAGAAUGUUCGCAGGGAGAUGGACAGUGAUGUAGAGACCAUGCAGCAGACAAUAGAGGAUUUGGAAAUAGCCAGUGACCCUUUAUAUGUGCCUGACCCUGAUCCCACGAAGUUUCCUGUUAACCGAAACUUAACCCGAAAGGCUGGAUACCUUAAUGCUAGGAAUAAAACAGGCUUGGUGUCAUCUACCUGGGACAGACAGUUUUACUUCACUCAGGGUGGAAACUUAAUGAGUCAGGCCCGUGGAGACGUAGCAGGAGGCUUGGCCAUGGACAUAGACAACUGUUCAGUAAUGGCUGUGGACUGUGAAGACAGGCGGUACUGUUUUCAGAUCACCUCUUUUGAUGGAAAAAAAUCUUCAAUUUUGCAAGCAGAGAGUAAAAAAGACCAUGAAGAGUGGAUCUGUACAAUAAACAAUAUAUCUAAACAAAUAUAUUUAAGUGAAAAUCCAGAGGAAACUGCUGCACGAGUAAAUCAGUCAGCUUUGGAAGCUGUCACUCCUUCCCCAUCUUUCCAGCAGAGACACGAGAGCCUGCGGCCUGUGGGACAGUCUCGACCAUCGACAGCUCGAACCAGCAGUUCAGGAUCCUUAGGAUCUGAGUCCACAAAUUUGGCUGCCCUCUCUCUUGAUUCUCUCGUUGCCCCAGACACCCCAAUACAGUUUGACAUAAUUUCUCCCGUGUCUGAAGAUCAGCCUGGGCAGGGGAAAGCCUCUGGCCAGGGAGGCAGGCGUACAAAUCCAUUUGGAGAAUCUGGAGGAGGCACAAAAUCUGAAACUGAAGAUUCUAUUCUUCAUCAGUUAUUUAUUGUCCGAUUCCUUGGUUCUAUGGAGGUGAAAUCAGAUGACAAUCCAGAUGUUGUUUAUGAAACAAUGCGCCAAAUCUUAGCUGCCCGGGCCAUCCAUAACAUCUUUCGUAUGACAGAAUCGCAUUUAUUAGUCACUUGUGAUUGUUUAAAGUUAAUUGAUCCACAGACACAAGUUACAAGGCUCACGUUUCCAUUACCUAGUGUAGUUUUAUAUGCUACACACCAGGAAAAUAAGAGGCUUUUUGGAUUUGUUCUUCGGACAUCUGGAGGGAGAAGUGAAAGUCAUCUGUCAUCUGUCUGCUAUAUAUUUGAAUCAAACAAUGAGGGGGAAAAGAUUUGUGAUUCUGUUGGACUGGCAAAACAGAUAGCUUUACAUGCGGAACUGGAUCGUAGGGCAUCAGAAAAACAAAAAGAAAUAGAGAGAGUAAAAGAGAAGCAACAGAAAGAACUCAGUAAACAAAAACAAAUUGAAAAGGACUUAGAAGAACAAAGUCGGUUGAUAGCUGCUUCCAGUAGACCAAACCAAGCCAGUAGUGAGGGGCAGUUUGUUGUCCUUAGCAGUAGCCAGUCAGAAGAGAGUGAUUUGGGAGAAGAAGGAAAGAAGAGAGAGUCAGAAGCAUAAACUUAUCCUUGCUUUUGGUUGAUAAUUCUCCCCUUCAAAUUUAUUGACAAUUUCUGUGGUGAAAUGACUCAAGGUAACAACUAUGUUGAAAUAUCAUGGAGGAGACUAAAGUUUAUAUUGGCUUGUUUGUUUUAACUUCAUUUAAAAAAAUAAGUUGACCUUGAUGACUUAGGUUUGCAUUGAUUUCUUUUCCUCAAAAAUAAUAUGCUAUGCAGUAACAUCAAAUUCCAUAUGUCUAAAAGAAACCUGUUCAUCUCCCUAAAGUAGAUUGCUGAGGAAUUACACUUGCUCAAGCCUUUUCCCCUUUAAAUUGUGAAUUUAUUGUAACUGGCUAUGACCGUAAGAAAUCAUUUAUUCUUCAGCUUCAGAUAUUCAUGGUUACACUCCCCCUCUUUCAUUAAGAACAUUUUGUUGGUGGCACGCUCUCCCUCCCAGGACCACUGCUGCACCUUUCCCUUCUGAACCCUCUUGUUCCCCCACAGGCACACAUUUCCUAAACUCUAAGGAACCCCACGAGACUUGCAACCUGGGAGUAUGGGCAGUGGCAUCCCAGGCUAACCCCUGAACCUGUCUCCAAGGUCCCCCUUUCUCUGACUUUCCAGUGAGCUGACAGCCCCACGUGGGCUCACUUCUUUCACUGUGACUUUUAUUUCUCAGUGAGUCUACCAGCCCUGCUGAGGCUCUCCCCUGUUACUUCUUCUGUCCUAAGCCCUUCCUGUUUCACUGUCCCCAGCUUUAAUAAACGUACUCUCAAAAUCCAAAAAAAAAAAA
Molecule: messenger RNA, 2866 nt
Organism: Myotis brandtii (Brandt's bat)
Lineage: Eukaryota; Metazoa; Chordata; Mammalia; Chiroptera; Vespertilionidae
Gene: APPL1
Product: adaptor protein, phosphotyrosine interaction, PH domain and leucine zipper containing 1
Exons: 22
Coding region: 77-2095 (672 amino acids)
Biological process (GO): signaling
Cellular component (GO): endosome membrane; cytoplasm
Molecular function (GO): protein binding
Source: RefSeq, a predicted model, not a curated record